AGGGUUUCGACUGAUGGAGAGCAUUCCUCAGAAUAAUGACGAAACGGGAAGCAUUUAUUCGAUUUACAAACAGAAAAUCGACGCUAUGUUCGAAUCUGACUUUAGCUCAACGAAGAACAGCAUACAGGCGAAAAUCGAAAAAAUGUUCAGCGAAGUGGCCAAAGACAGUGGAAUUCCUAUGAAUGAAAUUGGUGUCCAUAGCUUUUCGGUAGAUUACCUGGGGUCAGUUCCUUUACAGGAAAAGGUAACAAGCCUCUCGGGUCUUCAAAAUCCAUUACGCAAUCUUUAUUUUGCAUACAAGAAAAUAGUCAAAACGAAAAAAGCUCUGACAGGGCGGCUAGAAAUAUCAAGCCAAGGACUUAAAGUGCAAUAUCAAGGAGAGAAAGGUACGUUAUAAUUACAGAAUGAUACCAUUUUUCAUUUAAAUGUUGACUGUAAUUUAUCACGGUACCCAUUACUGAUAUUGGAUUGCCUAGUGACUUAGAACAGUUGAACUCCUUUCCAACGAUAGCCGUAUGGAGUGCUGUAAAGUUCGUAAUCCACAACAGUGAGAGCGAAGCGAAUAAUGAUAGUCUCUCCUACGCUUUCCUACCUCUUAUCACCGAUCCCGAGCACGUGGACAAGCAAGGGCUGUUCAGGAGUUUAUCUCAAUCCGAAAAGAAGUUUAUCACAGACGAAGCGCACUCACCUCUUUUUGCUGUGGUCAUGAGAAAAAUUGGGGUCCACAAACAACUUGAAUGUCAUGGGUUUGUAUGUCAAACUUCCGAAGAUGCCAUAGUGAUAGCAGCCACUCUGUACAAAGCACUCGUGGCUCACAUGAAAGCGAAAGAGAAGAGGCCAAAAAAUAAAAAUGGCGUCACUACUUGUAUGUCCGUCACUUCGAGUACUACUUACAACGAGCAAAGCAACUCGGUGCCGGUUAGACCUCCAAGAAAGAAGAAAAGUUCUACUUCUUCUGUACUUAGUGACAAUGACUUGAUCAGUCUAUCGGAUACUAAACCGCUACUAAAUUCUAAGCCUCCCAAAAAGAGAAGAGCCCCAAAGGCUCCGUCUCCGCCUAAAGAUAAUGAUCUCGAUGCCAUUUUACCUUACGAGGAACCCGUCAAGCCUCCUGAUAUAGAGAACGGAGAAAAUAUUAUUAAAGAAAAUCGGGGAGGCCAACAUCAAGAAAGGCAAAGUGAGGAAGUAUUGGAAAUAAAACCAAAAACCUUUACCGAUAAACUGUAUACAUGUAUGAGCAAAGAGCAAAAACAGUUGACUGCUGAAAUCAAGCAGAUCAUGAGCGAAGGAGGAGGAAAAUUGAAAAAAGUACAAAACGUGCGGAAAGGCGAACCGGAUACUAUAAGGAAGAAGGAAAAUUCCACUGGUGAUAUUUUAACGAAAGUUACGAUACCCAGAUCUGGAAGUUUCCUGAACGCCGGUGGAAUCACACGGUAUAAGAACAAAGGUUCUAG
This is a messenger RNA of Acanthoscelides obtectus, 1454 nucleotides long. The record is from the annotation of a GenBank genome assembly. Lineage: Eukaryota; Metazoa; Arthropoda; Insecta; Coleoptera; Chrysomelidae.